Molecule: messenger RNA, 1439 nt
Organism: Jaminaea rosea
Lineage: Eukaryota; Fungi; Basidiomycota; Exobasidiomycetes; Microstromatales
Exons: 1
Coding region: 47-1342 (431 amino acids)
Biological process (GO): dGTP catabolic process
Cellular component (GO): cytosol
Molecular function (GO): 8-oxo-7,8-dihydrodeoxyguanosine triphosphate pyrophosphatase activity
Source: RefSeq, a predicted model, not a curated record
CUCAACUUCCUCACCCUGUCCCCCCUCUCCGUCCCCUCCGCCCACGAUGCCCAACCCGCGCAUCGGCCUAGCAGUCUUUCUCCUCUCUCCCCAGGGCUACAUCCUACUCGGUAAACGUCGCGGUUCUCACGGAUCUGGCAGCUUAGCAUUACCCGGUGGUCACCUCGAAUGGAACGAAUCAUGGUCGGGCUGUGCGACUCGCGAGGUAGAGGAGGAGACGGGUCUCUCCCUUUCUCACACGCCGGAGUUUCUUACCGCGGUCAAUACUACAGGGAUCGAUGCUGCGCCAGGUGGGCACGAGGAGGAUGGAGGGCUACACUACGUUACCAUCUUCAUGCUCUCCCCCGUCAACCGAUCUCAAGUAGACGAGGUGCGCCUGACCGAACCGACCAAAUGCGAUGGGUGGAGAUGGGUUCCUCUUUCCUACCUCUUUUCCCUCUUCCACGGUCAGGAGGCUCUGGAGCGAUUAGCGUCGAGUAGUCGACAGCAAGGUAGCGAGUUGGGGGUUUCGAUGGAGAAGCUUUUGAUGGCUGAGCGAUUGGGUGAGAGGAUUGGGAGGGAUGCUGGUAGGGAGGAGGUGGGACAGAGUGAGGGGGGAGAGACGGACGUUGUACUCGUUGCUGGAGGGGAGGAGGUGCAGCAGCUGCAGCAGAGACGCGGUAGUUUGGGGCCCCAAGACGACGAGGAGCAGGUGGUUUGGGCACUCGCUGAUGAUCUAUUCAGGGGAGCAGGCCUCUUCAAGCCCAUGAUGACCGUCUUGCGCGAGAGGGGCGAGCUAUUACGCACAAUGCUCCGUGCUGCGGAAAGGGAUGGAGAAGCGGAUCGAAGCAGAUCAACAAGCGCCGUCGCCGCAGCAACAGCAGCGUCCCCCCUAUCCCCGCAUCAACGCUCCGUCCGCCUCGCCCCGAACAUCUUCCCCAGCGACGCCACCGACGUAAUAAAUGCGGCCCUAUCCGCCCCUCCUCACCUCAAGCACUCCCUCCUCUUCCACUUCCCCGUCCCCACGCCCCUCAUUGCAUCCAACAUAGUCUCCGUCCUGUCGGUGGACAAACCACUUCGGCCCCGGGACACGCGCAUCGUUUACGAAGCCGCGAGGAUGGAAGAGCAAGGUGGGGCCCCCUGCGUGAGGGUGAAGGUGGAGACGAGCACUGUGAGGCUAUUGAGAUUGACGGGGAAUGCCGUCUGUGAGGAUGUUGCCCUGGUAGUCAGGACUAUGCAGGCUUUUCCCGGCAAGGCGAGCGCGGGGUUGCAGCAGAAGUUGAGAGGUACGGCGGGGGUAGGAGAGGAGAAGAUUGUGUUCGAGGAGGGGACUGUGGGGACUGUGGAGAGGACGAUUGCGUGAGAAGAACGAGGUGCCGGGUGUGGUGGGAGUGGGAGCGAUGUUGGAUGAUGAUGCUGAUGAAUGGUGUAUUAUACAAUGCGAAAGAAACAAAGAUGCA